AUGUUCUCCAAACUGCACUUGAAUCGUCUUCUGAAUCAUGCUUCUUCUGAUAAUUCCGGUAAGUUGAGUUUUCUUUCCAUGGGUUAUGAGGAUCACCCUUUUAAAUCCAACCAACUCUACUAUUUUGAAUAUACAAAUGAGAAUAAUAUUAGUAGCAUCAGAAGGAUCAAUUUAACCUUUCCUUUUGUUUUUUACGACGUCGUUGGCUCGUUUAAUGGUUUGGUUUGUAUUUAUGGGAGACAAGAUCAUGAGAUAUAUGGACCUGCAUGUAUAUGUAACCCAAUUACCAGAGAGUCUGUAAUUCUUCCAAAAUGUAAAAAUCCAACAAAUUUAAGAUGGAAUCAUCUGUUCGAUGGAUUUGGUUACUUGCCAUCAACUGAUGAGUACAAAGUUGCUAGAAUGUACGCGUUACUAGGAGAAACGAAGAAUUCUGUAGAGGUGGAGAUAUAUACUCUUGACAGUGGUACUGGAUGGAGAAACCUUGGAAUGUUUGACUAUAAUUUGGAAAUUUCUCAUGGCGUACACGGUGCCUCUGCAAAUGGAGCUCUUUAUUGGAUAGACAUGGAAGAAAGGGUUGUGGCUUUUGAUUUGGCCGAGGAAAGGUUUCGUGGAUAUUUAUCGCCACCUUCUUUGCCACUUCAUCUUAAAUCGGUUGUGUCUACAUUAAGAGUUUGGGAUGGAUUUUUACUGUAUAAUGCCAACCAUGAUAAGAAUUAUAGCUUUGAAUAUGAAAUAUGGAGACUGAAAACAGAGAAUGAUAACCAUGAGUCUUUGGGUUGGAGUAAAGCGCACACUGCUGUCAGAAGUGAACCGUUUGCCUUCACCAAGAGUGGUUGUGUUUUACGGUACCAGAAUUCCUGGUUUUAUAUCGACGACCCAAAAUCUUGA
Molecule: messenger RNA, 888 nt
Organism: Papaver somniferum (opium poppy)
Lineage: Eukaryota; Viridiplantae; Streptophyta; Magnoliopsida; Ranunculales; Papaveraceae
Product: F-box protein At3g07870-like
Exons: 1
Coding region: 1-888 (295 amino acids)
Source: RefSeq, a predicted model, not a curated record